GGUCAUGUGAGGAGCAGCGUUGCGCAUGCGCGAGUGGAGGGACGGGAAUGGCGAGUCAGUCGCAGGGGAUCCAGCAGCUGCUGCAGGCGGAGAAACGGGCGGCGGAGCGGGUGUCGGAGGCGCGCAAACGAAAGAAUCGCAGGUUGAAGCAAGCAAAGGAGGAGGCCCAGGCUGAGAUUGAGCAGUACCGCCUGCAGCGGGAUAAGGAAUUCAAGAAUAAGGAAGAUGCUGCCCUUGGUUCACAUGGUGAUUCAGCAACUGAAGUUGACAAAGACACUCAAGAGAAAAUUAAAAUAAUUGGGACAAACUAUGAGCAGCACAAGGAAAUGGUCUUGAAUCACCUCCUUAACUUGAUCUGUGACAUAAAACCAGAAAUUCAUGUCAACUUUCGCAUUAAUGGUUAGAACUGGAUUGUAGUUUUGCAUUGAAUAAUACCAAAGUACCACUGGGAUAGCAGUAUUUUGUGAUAUUACCAUGGUUAUGCAAACUCUUAUUUGUGCAACAUUUUUACUUUCAAAUAAAAUAUGCAUCAGAUGAAUUUGAAAAAAAA
Molecule: messenger RNA, 550 nt
Organism: Pristis pectinata (smalltooth sawfish)
Lineage: Eukaryota; Metazoa; Chordata; Chondrichthyes; Rhinopristiformes; Pristidae
Product: V-type proton ATPase subunit G 1-like
Exons: 3
Coding region: 48-404 (118 amino acids)
Biological process (GO): proton transmembrane transport
Cellular component (GO): vacuolar proton-transporting V-type ATPase complex
Molecular function (GO): proton-transporting ATPase activity, rotational mechanism
Source: RefSeq, a predicted model, not a curated record